AUGGCGGGUGCGAUUAAACUAUUAGGAGGGCGUGGUUUCUCAGCUGCAUCAUAUAUGUUAAACGGAAGAAGAAGCGGCAUUAGUUACUUUAACUACUUAUUUUUACCACACUUACCACGGAACUCCCUAAUUCGUAUUUUUUCUGCUUUUCAUAGUCCCACAGGGACAAUAGAAUUUCGACAGUUGAAUCCUAGAAGAGUAGAUGUUCCAAGACUGUUACAGCCCAAUGAAAACAAUUUUGAUAUCACAAAUGGCUUUCCAAAAAGAUUCUUCUUAAAACGUAAAGAUAAAAUACCGAAGAAUCAAAAGAGAAAAGUGCCUAAAUUGAUAUUAAUACAGAAUCCAUUUACGUGGUUAAUGAUUAAAAUUGACUUUAGCGUAUUGAGAAAUGUGUGGGAUCCUACUUUUGAAGAAAACGAAUUUAAAUUUGGAAGUAAGCAGGUAACUACUUAUAAGCGGGGAAUUCACUAG
Messenger RNA from Diatraea saccharalis (sugarcane borer), 471 nucleotides. NCBI's taxonomy places the organism in Eukaryota, Metazoa, Arthropoda, Insecta, Lepidoptera, Crambidae. The record is from the annotation of a GenBank genome assembly.